Cladocopium goreaui is the source of this 466-nucleotide messenger RNA. The record is from the annotation of a GenBank genome assembly. Lineage: Eukaryota; Dinophyceae; Suessiales; Symbiodiniaceae.
GAAGGUGACCAAUUACCUGGUCUAUCUGGCCAUGUCGGCCGCGGCGACCUGCUACGGCUACGACGACGUGGCCAGCACCGCUCCCUACGUCGUGGGGCUGCAGGAUACCAAGAGUGGCUGGUGCCGCAUGAGGUCCGCCAUCAACCCGCUUGGGAAUCAAUCUGUGACACUGCCAGCGGAUACGCAAUUGUUGAACCUGACGCAUUGGUUGGUCUAUUCGAGUUCCUCCUUGGCAGAACAAAGCACGCCGGCCACGGUGCUCAUUGAGGACCACAAUGCCACGGUGGGGACCAUCAGCUUUGUCGGGACGGAUCUGAAUAUGGACGUGGUAAAUGGCAGCCUAGUUUGGCAAGAACCCGCAGACCUUCAUUGCUUGGAGACCUUUGUGGUGUACAUUGCCGCGGAUGCCUUUGGAACGGGCCGAUCUCUGUUGGGCGAGAGCCCUGUGGGCAGCAACCAGUUGGAG